CCUCCCGACCCGGCCUCCCGGGGUCCGCCCGCCGCGCCCCGGCCGCUGUCCUUGCCUCGGGAAGACGCCUGCUAGAUUGUCGCUCGAAAUCCCUGUUGUUGACCGUUGUUGGUGAUAAAGCGCGCGCUGAGGAAUGGACGCGAUUUCCCAGACUCCUCUGUAGUGGAAACCACAGAAGAAUUUAAUCUCUUCAAAUUUCAUUCGUCGAUUUGUUUAAAAAUAAAGCAUCAUCUUGAUUUUUCUUAAUUGGUCAUUGGGAUCUUAACAAGAAUGGAGAUAAAAUUAGAAGUUUUGACAUCAACAAAUAUCAAGCAGAAAAAACCCUGGCCAAAAAUUUCCUGGUUGGGACAGGAGAAUGAAGCUGUUUUUCUUUUGGAUGAUAAAUUCAUAAAUGAAAUUAAUUUGCUAUCAGGAAAAACAAAGAAGAUUCCGAGUCUGCAGCCUUUGUUGAAGGAUGUUUUUGUCCUGACAACGUCCAGUAAUGAUGCCUGGCUGGCUGGGGUACUCACCACAGGGGACAUUUUCCUUUGGAACAAAGAUCAGGAUUGUGUAAAAUCUAUACAAGUAACUGAAAAACCUAAGGAUGUGAUUAAACUUGCAGUAGCCGGCUCUUCAAGACUACACUUAUAUGUAUCUGGAAAUGGGAAAAGAGUUCUGCUUGUAACACCCUCUGGAUGCAUGUAUCUUUGGGAAUAUCUAGAAUUAAAGAAUGUCUCAUCUUCUAAAUGCCUCCCUUUGGUGGGUCGGUGGUCCCAGAUCAUACCUGAAGAAGCAGUUCUUUUGCCUUCCACUGAAGAUAAUGAAGCUGUAGUGAAUGCUGUUUUUGUAAAAAAUGAGUUAUUUGGAGAUUGUUGCUUGUGUUCGUUUACUUUUUAUUCUGGGGAAUCCCUGAAGCUAACAUUUCUAGCAGUUCGGUGGCAUGAGAAUGUAUUUACACCUACAAGGUCAUCACCAUAUUGUGUUCAUUGGGCACAACAAGACCAUCUUCUAUGUAGUCUAAAUCCCAAAUGUGAAUCAGUAAAGUCAAAAGGAGCUCUGAUUUCUUCCUUUUCAAGAGAUGGCCUUACCUUGGCAGUGACUCUUAAUCAGACAGACCCAAAGGCAACUCAGGUAUUAUUUAUAAACACAGUGAAUUUUGUUAUUCUCUAUGGCAGCCUUAAAGGAUGUAGCAAUAAAAAUCCUAUAGUUCCAGCUACACUUAUCAGGUCCUAUUGGGUAGGUGACAUCAGCUGGACCCACGAUAAUCUUUUUCUAGCUUGUGUGUUAAAACGUGGCUCGCUGGUUUUAUUGACCUGCCAAGGCGAAUUGCUAACAUUAAAUACAUUUGGUUGCUCUAUAGAAUUUGGGCCAGCAGAAUUUAUUCCUCUUCAUCCACUUAUAACAUAUAGACCACAGCAGUUUACAUUUCAAGAUUCAAAUAAUUCUGUAGAUUCAUCAGCUUCUGAUGACCCUAUGAGACAGAGAUUUUCUAUAAAAGCACAUUCUUGGCUACCCUAUCUCAUUAUUUCUGAUGGAUACAUGGUCACAACCCUUCGAUUUCUUGAUAACCUGUCUCCGUCAGUGCUCAUGCGAUCACUUCUACUUGAUUCAACCCAGAGACUUGAGAAGACCUACCAAAGUGUGAUACUGUCUAAGCCAAGAGUAAAAGGGCUGAACUUGCGAUCACUGGAUUCCCUCAGAUCUAGCCUAUUAAAGCAUGGAGGAAGUGAAAGUUCAGUGGAUUCCACUGUCCCCAAAUUUUUGCAGGCAGAAGAAACAGUGAGGUUAAAUGAAGAAACAGCAGAUUUUCAGAAUUUUGAAGCAGAAGAAACUAACGAAGGCAAACACUUUCCAAACAACUUACUUCCUUUUUGGAACCGAAAAAAUGAUCCAUUGUUUAACAGUGUCAAGGAAGGAAGAUUGGAAUUUGCAUCUAUGUUUGAUACAAUGCAUGCAAAGGAUGAUACCAACGAGACAGAUAGAACCAUUACAGAAGUGUAUUCUAUCCAGAAAAAUCUACUUGCGGCGUGGACUAUAGGAAUUUCAAAAAAUGUGACUGAAAAAAAAUUAAUGUUAAAUUAUACAAUAGUUUGCAUCACUCAUUUUUUCUAUAUUCUUCAAUUUAUAAAAUGUCCUUUCCCCCAAAUUGACCUUUUUUUAAACAAGAGCCUAAAAGAUAAUGCAUGGGUACUUCAUAUCUUUCAACUUUUCCGUCAGUGUUUGUCCAUCCAGUAUUGGGAUGUAAGAUACAAACAAGAUCUAGGACAUUUGAUAAGACUGACCUCAAAUACUAUAACGCUUUUACUGACUCAGCAACAAAAGGGUCAGUUAUUCUCAGAGAAACUUUUAGCCUGUUUUUAUUUACUCAGAAUGGUAGCUGAUAAUUUAAAUGGCAUGUACAGUCUUCAACCUGAACUUAUUUCAUCAUCAGCUAAUGGAAGUAAAGCAGCAGAACAAGAUUUGUUGGUGUUACCUAUUUUUCAAAUGUUUCAAGACUGUGGUUCUCAGGAAAAUUGGUCUUGGAACUCAUAUUUCAAGAUUCAUCCUCAAGGAACAAAUCUGGUUCAACAGCCAGGUCACAGAUUGAUUGCUCUCUGGAGAAUACUGUACAAAAAAACUUUAUGGUAUCAAGCACAAUUAAGUCAAAGAACUCCUAAGGGUGACAGACAGUUAACUGAAAAGAUGACACGUGAAGCAGCUACUGUUAAGUCACUGUUAUGUCACAUACAGGCUGAUUUACAGACUGCUGGAGAUCACUUGAAUCAGCCCUUAAAACUUACAUCUCUUGAUGGUGAAGAGAGUUUUCUGUUAGGAUCAUAUGAAAAGGCAGUUCAACUGUGGAAGAAGACCCUUCAAGAAACCCAAGAGAAAGGAGGAAGGAGAAUUUGUUUGCUUCAGAUACGCUAUUAUCUUUCUCUCUUGUACUGCCAUCUCUAUACCUAUAAUUUAAAUGAUGCUCAAGGAUUGUGUGAUCAGCUGGUAAGAGAAAUACUGAGAUGGUCCCAACUGCCUGUAAAAGAAAAUGAAGAUUAUUUAGGUUUUGAGAAGCCUCCUGGUAAGUCUGCAGGAGCUGGAAAUGUCCAUCCUGAGGCAGCUGUCAGAGUUGUCCAGUCCAUGGCUCGUUUCAUGGCUGCCUAUUUCACCAAUCAGAUGCUUGGUGUUUUGCCACCUCAUAAUGUCAGUGUUCUUCCUCCACUUCAUGUUAAAACAGAGCAGUCCCUUCGAUUUAUUCCUCUGCAACACUCUAAGGUGGCGAGUGUUGUUAGAGAUCAGAAUCUUUCUGAUGUGUGGACAGUUGAAUAUGCCCUUGAAUUAUUAUUUAUUGGUGGCCUAGUUCCAGAGGCUGUGUGGUUCGCCCAUAGACUUGGAGACUGGAAGACAUCUGUUUCAAUUGGUGUGGCCUUCCAACUGUUCCAUAAACAUGAUUGCAAUUCCGUGAGGUCCAAGAAAAGAGGUCUGAAUCUGCCAUUAAAUAUGAGUCCAGCACAGAUUUUCCAGGAAAAACUGCAGUGUUUUUUAGGUCAGCCAGCCUUGUUGGAAGCAAAAAAUAAAAUGGGCUCAAAAUAUAAACAGUUUACAGAUCCUCUUGAAGAAGAUGCAAAUCUGCUGUUUAGUUCUGUGCAGGAGGUCCUGAAAGCAUCAGCAAUGGCUGAUGCAAAUAUUGUCUCGGAGACACUUCAGCUUCUGAUGGACUCUGCUAAGGACUUCAGUAAGAGACUGUGGGGCUUGGUGCCCGUCCGCUUGUAUCUUCCAGCUCCUCCGUUAUACUGUCCCCAGCCAGCCAUUAGCGAAGAAGAUGAUGAUGACCUUCUUUUAAAAGCUGAAAAAGAUAAUCGUCAAAAGGUGUCUGGAAUCCUUCAGCGUAUUCUCUUGCUUUUCCGGGCAGCUCGGUGUUCUUUUCCUAUAGCACAGUGGUACAUCUUGCAGCUGAGGUGGGCAAGAAAAGUCAUGCAGAAGAUUCGUAUGAAAGGCUCCCUCCCUUUGCUGAGUCCUUUCCCUGAGUCCUUACUUAAUUACUGUAAAGGAGGUGUAGUGUUCUUUAGACCUGGAGCAGCUGGAGACCACAAACUUGAUGAUGUUUCCAUUAGAGCAAUAGACUGCUUCAGAGAUCUCUGUGCCUUGUGCUGGGUACUGCAUAUCCGUGAUAAUUUAUCCUACAGUUGCAGGCAGUAUCAGAAAGCAAGAGAAAAUAUGAGGGGAGAAAAGGACCUUGAAGUGGAAUUCGAUUCUUGUGUGGUUGAGCACUGUCUGGGUGCGGUGGAAUGGGCUUAUCGAAUGCUACCCUUCUCUCGGUUUUUUAAUACUGAAGAACUUAUUCAGGAUAUAAUUUUGAGCCUUAUUGGAGAACUGCCACCAGUCAGAAAGGUAGCAGAAAUUUUCGUGAAAGCGUUUCCCAAUCCAGAGGAUAUAAGAGUUCCUUUAAGAGAAAAAUACCACUCUCUUCAGCAGAGACUCAGACACUGUGUUGUGAAAGGUCCCCAGACUGAGGAAAUGAUGUCUGUUGUCAUGCAUUCUAUCUAUAAAGUAAGGGUGAAAGCCCUAAAACGUGUGCAGAGAAAUAUAGGUUCUUUUGAGAUGAAUAUUUGGGAACCAGUUGAAGAAGAGACACCAGGCGAGGUGCCAUGUUUCGACAGAUUUUCCCUGGGGACAAGCUUGAGCAGAAGCACCCUCACAGAACUGGGCAGUUCUGUGGUGUAUAGUGAUGUGGAUACCUUCUCUGAAGCUUUGUCAGUUGAAGAAAGAAACAGGCUGCCAUUCUACCAAAGGAAUACCCCAAGUCAUUCAGAAUUAUCAUUAGUUGAUAAACCCAGUGAUGAAAAGAAAAUUGGUGAUCAGAAGGAGAACCCUGUGAAGAAAGAAGAUCACAAAAAGUUAUCACAAAAUACACUUCCUGUAAUAGGUGUUUGGGAAUUUGAGCGAGAUGAUGAUGAAUAUAUUAAAUUUCUUGAUCUCUUUCUGAGCUAUGUUCUUGAAAGAGACCUACUCAGUUCCAGAGAUCCUGACAUUCCAUUUCUAACCAGCUUCUCUGGACAGCUUAGAGAACAUGAACUUAAUUCUUUAGUUUUUGAUGUGCAUACAACAUUAAAACGACGCCAGGGCAAAACCAAAAGCCAGAAUGUGUUUAAAGCUGGCUCCUGCUUUGUUCCUGAGUCAUAUGAAUCUGAAAAAUCAUCUGUGUUAAAUGACAAAUAUGCUGUAAGUUUAGACAACCAAGCACUUUCAGCUUCGGAACUCAUUAACCAAGGGAUCAGACCAGUUUUAGAGAAUCCAUCAAAUGAAAUCAAUAAAAGUAAAGAAAAAGGAGGAUUGUUUGGUUUAAAGCAAAAGUCAAUUUACAGAAUUCAAGAUGGUAAUCAAGAGAAGUCUCUAAUCCCGGAAUCAUCAAACCAUAAGUUUUGGACUUCUGAGUCCAUUAAAACUAGAAAAUACAGUUAUAAAGCAAUUCAGUACAAUGAUAGCAACCCUCAGCUAGAUCUUCCUCUGAUGCUGAAGAGCACAUACAGCAGUGUAGGAAGACUGCUGGAGUGGAUGGUAAGGUGGUCUGAUCGAAGGCUUCUCUGUGAUUCUGGGAUCACUCAGCCAUCCUGUAAAUAUAGUCCAGUAAUUCGUGUAAAGACCUCUACAGCUGCCAUUCUUACCUCUUUGUGGCUUUUGGAACAACCUUAUUUUGCUACAUAUAGGGCAAAAAAUGCUGUUGUUAAGGUGCUAGAGAAUCAGUAUGCUGUGUCUCAGCUUAAAUCCAGUAUCCAGAGGGACAGCAACACUGAUGUUGGUUGUUCAGCUGUAGAAGCAACUCAAGGUGUAACUGAGGAAAGUAAUGACUGGAAUGUAUUGAGUCAAAGUGUCUUCAAUAGAAUGUCAAAUGAAGCAGAAAAUCCUGAAAUAAAAGAAAUCAAUGAUGAGGUUAUUUUCAUCACUCAUAACACUGAAAAAGAAAUUAUAGAUACCAAUGGGAAUCUUUUACAAGUAGAAAUGUUUACACAGGAAGGAAUGGAUAUGCACAUAUCAUACUGUGAAGAAGAACCUGUUGGAAGUCCCAAUAUUUCCAUGUGCGUGCAGACUUUAUCACAGCAGUUAGAAAAAUAUUCGAGAGAAGAGGUUCAGUGUCCAAGGGAAGAACCACUGGAGACAAAUGUGGAGGAAAAAUCUGAACAGCAAGGUAUGAUUGAAGCCUUUGCAAAUCCUGAGCAUACCACUUCUCAUUCAUUUUGUGUAGAUACAAGUUCAGAAAUUUCUAGUGAACAGAUUUCUGCAUCUAAAGAUAAGUCUUCCUCGGUUCCUCCUCUGGUAUCAAAUGGAGUCAGUGUUACUUCACAAACACCUGUUCCAACACCUCGGAAGACCCACAGAAAUGAACAUGGAGCUCCAUUACCAGAUUCUUCAGAUUCUGUUAGGCAGAUGCUCCAAGAUGAAGUGUUUAAAUUAGUUCAGCUGCAGCAGAUAAACUUCUUGAGCCUAAUGCAAAUUGUAGGACCAUCCUUUGCUAACCUCUCAGACACACACCACCUUCUCCAACAGGCUCAGUCUGUGUAUCUGGGGGGAAGCCAAGUAACAAACCCCACAAGAGGGAGUGGUGAUGUUGAAAUCAACAACAGUAGUAGAAAUCCUAAGAAGAGAUUUUUAACUAAACCACAGUCCGUGGGAGAAGGCGCCAGGUUGCCUGCCAAGAACAGCCCACAUAGCCAUGAAGGAAUUACUCAAUCUGAUCAAAAUAGCAAUGGAAAUAUACAGAAUGUUCCAUGUGGGAGUAUUCCUUCAUGUCAAUUAGACAGCCAACCCCAGAAGAGAGGACUGAGCCCAGCAUCUGAAAGCUUAGCAUCUGCUUUGCUUUCUCCAGCUCCUGCUGGACACAGUCAUCCUCACCUUUUGUCCACCCCUUCUGCUGCCCAGAAGACGCCUAGACUUAUCCCACCUGCCAAAACACUUAGUCCUGGUUAUGGUUUUCCUUUGCUUCAGUUUCUAUCUAAACCUGAAUUCAAGCCCCUUCCUUUGUAUGUAGGAAGGGUUCCAAAUGUUCCCUUCAGGCCUCUGGCCCAACCGAGAGAAGCUUGGGCAUUAACUGGUUCCCUCCAGCCUCCUCCACAACAGAGAGUAGUACACGCUAUCUCAGGAUCCCAUUUGAAUUCAAGCCACUGCAAUACCGAAGUCAUGAAAGAAGCAGCUGACCAGAAGAAAUCGACAGAAACUGUGAUUACAGAUGUCCCUAAGCACAUGAAUGUCAAUCAAUAUGUUGAACAAGAACACGUGACUCCUCAACAGGCCUCUUCAAUAUUUUUAAAGCCAGAAAAUCAAUUUGGUGUUAAGCCAGGGCUCAAUAAGUUACCUCCUCAAAAUUCCUGUGGACUUCCAUUAUUGCACUUGCAAUUUAAACAUCCUUACAUAUUUUCAUCAGUCUCAAGAGCAUCAGUUACAGUUCCCUCAAUACCUGUGAGAACUGCAGCAGAAGAGAAAAAAUACCCACAGCUAUUAGUUUUUCCACAUCUAACCUCAGAAAAUACGUACAAGAAACUACAGCUUAUUCCACUUGAAAAUCUCAUUGCAUUUAAACAAAGACAGCAAAUAUUAACACAUAAUUUAUUUGAACAAGGUGAUUCUGGUCACCUUCAGCUUCUCAAGGUCAAAAUGGAAUCAUCUGAAAUAAGACAAGGAAGGAACAAUAAAAAAAGGCAGAGAAGACGAGCUGAGAAAGAGCUACAAGAAAAAAGAUCUGAGAAAUCACAGAGAAAACCAAGUGUACAAGAACAUCGCAAUUCUCAGCCUUUGGAUAAUUUCAACAUUCCUUUUGAAAUGCUACAAGAUGAUGUUACUACUUCAGCCGGAUUGCAUUUCGUGGCCUCUGUACAAAAGAAAGCCAUAGGAAGUCAAGAUGCUAGUACAAAUACAGAGCCAGCGCAAGAUAAUGAAGCUGCUUCUCAAGAAGCUAUCCCUGGAAGUGGUAAAAAUCAACAAAUCAUUUCUUCUGCCUUAGAACACAAACCUUUGAAUGAUAAUCAGCUGUUGAUCCCAGAUGUAUUUCUAAAUGUCAAACUUUCUACUGAGAAAUCAGAGAAACCUUUGUUACCUUCAACACCUCACAUGGUAGCAAAUGUGGUGGGACACACUUACAUAAAUGUGAUUGACAUUGAAGCCAGUAGCCUGCAGGAGUUACCUGUCAGAGAAGAACCUGCCUAUGAGAGUGUCAGCAAGCAGCAGAGUGGUCACCCAGACAUCCCCUCAUCUGCCGAGUUACAUUAUAUGGCAACGUCAGUCACUAAUGCUGUUCUCCCACACAAUUUUAAGAGUGAAGAAUCUGCCAGUUCCACUGUGGAUUUAUUUUUUAAACCUACAAAAGUGACUCCAACCUACCUGGAAGGAAAAAGCUGGAGAACAGCUGUUAAAGAAGUGAAGGAGCCUGGGAUUUCCUCAACAGCACAAGCAAACAGGCAGCAAGACAAAGAUCUGCCUACACAAGGGUUCCAACUCAAACUGCAGAGCACAGAGUCCAGCUUUGCAGAGGGUCAUCUGCUGAGGAAUCUGCUGCAGGAUGUCCCUGCGUCUCACCCUGCACCACACCCUGCUGCUCACCGACUGCAGCUUCUUUCUGCUGAGCUUCAGAAAAUGGACGAGCAGCUGUUGGCAGUGCAGGACAUUGCAGAAGACAUAGAACGAAACUUCCCCAGAUCUGAAAUGGUAAAUCUGCACUAUGGAAAGGUUGGAGAAUUGGAUCACAAUGAAUUGUCUUCUGGCCCUGAAUUUGAAAAAUUAGCUUCAAAAGCCAUUAGCAUUUCUGAAGAAGUGCAUCUCCAAACUCACAUGGAUGAGGAAGAGCAAACUGACAAAGAGGAGACUUCGGAAGCUGAAUGUUCAGUAACAGAAAAUCAUUCUAAUCAGAAAGCCCGUGUGUUCCCUUCUGCGGACUCAGCUGUCAGCCUUUCCAGUGGCCAGAACGUUACUUCUCCUGGUAUUGUUUCAUGUAUGAAUAACAAUGAUGAAUUAUUUGAGAGUGUUUCAGUAGAUCCACUCCAGAUGACUGGACUGACUGAUAUUGCAGACAUUAUUGAUGACCUCAUAACUAACUGUGGUGUUUCCAGUGAAGAGCUUGGCUUAACAGAACAACAGGUUCGGAGCAUCUCUAGGAUUCCACAUUCUUCUGGCAGCUGUCCACAAAGAACUGAUAAAGAGAGAAGAGAAAUUCGAGUUUGGAUGAAAAGAAAAAGGAAAGAAAGAAUGGCAGAAUAUUUAAAUCAGCUGGCAGAAAAGAGAGGGCGAGAACACAGUCCUUUCUGCCCCAGAGGCAGUCCAUUUUACAUGACUUCAAGGGAAAUCAGGCUGAGACAAAAGAUGAAGCAUGAAAAAGACAGAUUGCUACUCUCUAACCACUAUAGUCAGAGACUCUCACAAGCAUACAGUCUGAUGAAUGAACUACUGUCAGAGUCAGCACAUCUACCAGCAACUACACAGAAACCUUUGUCUAACAAACCCAGCACUGUUCAGCAUUGUGGACAGCAACGCUGCCCUUCUCCUAGGCGAGAGAAUCAACAUGAACACAAUUUUCCAAUAAAUCGACCUGGAAAAGUCAGAUAUGUAUCCAAAUCAAGUUAUACCCAUACAAGGAAACCUCUUGGACAACCUCAGGGCUCACUUCGGCCACAUGGAACUGCCACUUUUACCAUCCAGAAGAGUGUGGGUGAAACCAAAGCAGCAGUAAGGAAAGCUAUACAGUCUCCAGUUACCUUCAGGAAAGGCUGUAAUGUUCCAGGUUGCAGUGUGCAGCAUGCAAAAAACCACAGGCAUGCUGGCCUUGCAGGUCCAACAAAGGAGGUACGAAUAGAGUAUGAGAGAGAGGAGAUGGUGGUGAGCCCUUGGACCUUACCUGAAGAAAUCUACAAGAUUCUCCAUGAGAGUCACAAUUCUCUUCCACAGGACUUGUCACCAACUGAAGAAGAGCUUGAGCCUCCUUUUGGGGUGUGUGGCAUGGACAACAUGUCUGAGAGCACCGGCAGCAUCCUCAGCAAGCUUGACUGGAAUGCCAUUGAAGACAUGGUGGCUGGUGUGGAGAACAAGAGCCUGUCUGUCGAGUGGACCCCUGACCUGUAAGACCUGGAUAUCAAUCUGUGUCGAGGCACCAGCCAGCACCUCAUUAAUAUGGUUCUGAAAGGCUUGAAGGGAGCAGUGUGAAUUUAUCACCUGCAGCCAUGUUGUUACCUCGAUUUUCCCUUUUAAAAGGGAAAAUAAAACAUUUCUCAAUCAUUUUGUCUUCAUCGGGAAAGGUUUGUUUAACUAUAUAUGUACUGUGUUUUUGCACUUAAUUUGUCUUUGGCAUAAUUUUUGUUUUGAUUUUUGAGACAAGGUCUCGCUGUGUAGUUCACUCGAACUCCUACUGAUCCUCUUGCCUGGACCUCCCCAGUGCUGGGAUUACAGGCACGUGCACCCACACCCAGCUCUAUGUUUGGCAUAAUUUU
Fukomys damarensis (Damara mole-rat) is the source of this 10421-nucleotide messenger RNA. RefSeq names its product ciliogenesis and planar polarity effector 1 (gene Cplane1). NCBI's taxonomy places the organism in Eukaryota, Metazoa, Chordata, Mammalia, Rodentia, Bathyergidae. The transcript has 54 exons. The coding region runs from base 271 to 10056 and encodes 3261 amino acids. Gene Ontology annotation, biological process: cilium assembly. The record is from RefSeq and is a predicted model, not a curated record. Gene Ontology annotation, cellular component: ciliary transition zone.